UAAGGCUCGCCAAAACGAGGUUCUCCGUUCACCUACUCCCAUAAAUUUUUUUACAAAAUUCGAAAUCGAUACGCGCAGCAAAGACAACCCUAGCUUCCUAUCUAGCUCAAUCUCGCCUACUUCCGUACUCACGGUUCAGAUUUUAGGAUUUUUGAAAAUCUAAGCGAUGGCAAAGAGGGAGAAGCAAAAAGCCAAAGACGAUCGAGAAGAAGAAUUAACGAAUGAAGCAGAGGGAGUAAUAGCGGUGAACAUAAGUAAGGAGGAGGACGACGACGACGCGGAGGCCAACGAGGAUCUGAGCUUGAGGAUCGUGGAAAAGGCUAUCCUGAUUCGCGCGACGAGGUCGAACGGAGACGCUGAUGUAGACGGUGAUAGUAUUGCGGCAGAUUUGUUUCCGUCAUCUUCACGGGUUGCCGAGGCUGUUAUUGUGGAUACCAGUGGAACGGGUAGUGGCAGCGAGGCUGUAGUUGAUUUGAAGCCUAAGAAAAGAAAGAAGACCAAGAAAUCUGGGAAGAUAGAGGCUGGGGAGCAAUCCGUAAGCAAUGUAAACAAACUGGAGAAUGUUGUAAUGGUUGAAGAAGUGAAAAGGGCGGGGAUGGUUGAAGCUGCAGAGAUGCUUGAACCUUUGGAGCCAGAUGCAGUCCAGAUUUCUGACAAUACUGUGCUGCGAAAGCUUCUUCGAGGGCCAAGGUAUUUUGAUCCACCAGAAGGGAAUUGGGGGGUGUGCUAUAAUUGCGGUGAAGAAGGUCAUAUGAUGGUGAACUGCAUGUCCGCUAAGCGGAAGAAACCAUGCUUUGUUUGUGGGAGUCUGGACCAUGGUGCUAAGCAAUGCUCGAAGGCACAAGAUUGCUUUAUUUGCAAACAAAGUGGCCAUCGUGCUAAAGAUUGUCCUGAGAAACACAAGUUUGGUGCUCAGAGUUCAAAAAUAUGUCUGAAGUGUGGAACUUCCGGGCAUGAUAUGUUCUUAUGUGAGGGUGAAUAUUCCAACGAUGAUCUCAAGGGAAUACAAUGUUAUGUCUGCAAGAAUUUUGGCCAUUUAUGCUGCCUUAACUAUGUAGAUACUGGCCGAAGAGAACAAUCAUGUUAUAAAUGUGGUCAGUUGGGCCACACUGGUUUGGCAUGUGCAAGGUUGCGUCAGGAAGCAUCUGGUGAAGCCUCACCUAGUUCGUGCUACAGGUGUGGAAAAGAAGGGCACUUUGCUCGUGAAUGCACAAAUACUGCCAAGCUGCAGGUUAAUAAGAGGAAUCGUGAUUCAGUUGCCCCUGCUCAAAGAUUUCAUAAAGAAUACAGGGACAACCGUGGAAACAACUCCGCAUCCAAAAUUCUUGACAAGGCUUAUAAAAAGAGGAGAUCCCACCAUGAAGAAAGAAGCUUUGCAACACCUCAGAAAUCAAAACAGAGAGGUGGCUGGACAACGGAACAUCCUGGGGACUCCUCACGAGGGAAGUCCAGAAAGAAUGGUUGGGGGUCUCCCAGUACUCCAUCUAUUAAGGGUCAUAAGAUUUCUUCUUUGGCUUCUGACAGUCCCAAUUCUAGUUCACAAUCAUAUAAAAAUACGCACAAGGUUUGGUAUGGAACCCCAGUAUCAAAUGGAUCAGUUAAAUCCUUUCCUAAUAGAUAUCCGGCAUCUAGGUUCGGUAACUUCAUUGAUGAUGGAGUUGGGAGAAACCAUUAUUGGUGGUAGAACUGUGGAUUAUGUGAAGGCAAUUGGGAUACACAAGCUUUGUUUCUCCCGUUGUAAUAGUUGGAUCUUGAAAAUUUGGCUGCGCGGACCAUUGAAAUUUCUAGAGGAGACCAGUGCGAAGGAGUUUGGAGAUUUUCUUGGGAGCGUAAACGAGAUACGUGGAAGGAGGAUAAAAAUUAGAGAGGAAGAUCAUGAUGUGAUCAGGUCCCCGGAAGUGGUGGAAUGGUUCUGGACCAGAGUUUGAAAUUGAACCACGAUGUUGAAACCCCGGCCACAGAGGAGGCUCAAUUGUAUUUGUAUGAUGGAUCCUUUUUUUUCCUGACUCCCAAAAAAUCUUUGGUAAUUCGAUAUUGAAGUAUGUCGUUUUUUAUUUAUUAAUUUAUUUUGUGACCUUCAUUGAAUUGUGUUUAAAUCUAAUUAAUAAGUUUAGGAGCUUUAUGUAA
Tripterygium wilfordii is the source of this 2127-nucleotide messenger RNA. Its product is annotated as protein AIR1-like. NCBI's taxonomy places the organism in Eukaryota, Viridiplantae, Streptophyta, Magnoliopsida, Celastrales, Celastraceae. Gene Ontology annotation, molecular function: nucleic acid binding; zinc ion binding. The coding region runs from base 167 to 1684 and encodes 505 amino acids. The transcript has 7 exons. The record is from RefSeq and is a predicted model, not a curated record.